Molecule: messenger RNA, 1002 nt
Organism: Lepus europaeus (European hare)
Lineage: Eukaryota; Metazoa; Chordata; Mammalia; Lagomorpha; Leporidae
Gene: AWAT2
Product: acyl-CoA wax alcohol acyltransferase 2
Exons: 7
Coding region: 1-1002 (333 amino acids)
Biological process (GO): lipid metabolic process
Cellular component (GO): endoplasmic reticulum membrane
Molecular function (GO): retinol O-fatty-acyltransferase activity
Source: RefSeq, a predicted model, not a curated record
AUGCUGCUGCCCUCCAAGAAGGACCUCAAGACUGCCCUGGAGGUCUUCGCUCUCUUCCAGUGGGCUCUCAGCGCCUUGCUUAUCGUAAGCACGGUGAUCCUCGUCAACCUCUACCUGGUGGUGUUUACGCCCUACUGGCCUGUCACUGUGCUCAUUCUCACCUGGCUGGCUUUCGACUGGAAGACCCCCGAGCGAGGUGGCCGCCGGCUUACCUGUGUGAGGCAAUGGCGCUUGUGGAAACACUACUGCGACUACUUCCCUCUCAAGAUUUUGAAGACUCACGAUCUCUCCCCCAGCCACAACUACAUCGUUGUCUGCCACCCUCACGGGCUCAUGUCCCAUUCGUGCUUCGGCCACUUUGCCACGGAGACUUCGGGCUUCUCCAAAGUCUUCCCUGGCAUCACCCCAUACAUACUCACACUGGGAGCCUUUUUCUGGGUUCCCUUCCUCAGAGACUACGUAAUGUCCACAGGGGCCUGCUCUGUGAGCCAAUCCUCCAUGGACUUCCUGCUUACCCAGAAAGGCAAAGGCAACAUGCUCAUUGUGGUGGCUGGCGGCCUGGCUGAGUGCAGAUACAGCCUGCCGGGCUCCUGCACCCUGUUCUUGAAGAAACGGCAUGGCUUUGUGCGCACGGCCCUGCGGCACGGGGUGGCUCUAGUCCCUGCCUAUUCCUUUGGGGAGAAUGACCUCUACGAUCAGCAUAUUUUCAAGCCAGGGGGCUUGGUCAACCGCUUCCAGAAGUGGUUCCAGCGCAUGGUCCACGUCUACCCUUGUGCUUUCUACGGGCGUGGCUUCACCAAGAACUCCCUGGGCCUUCUGCCCUAUACUCGGCCUGUAACCACGAUUGUCGGGGAACCUCUCCCAGUGCCCAAGAUCGAGAAUCCAAGCCAGGAGACUGUGGCUCAAUACCACGCACUCUAUGUCGAUGCCCUCCGCAAACUAUUUGACCAGCAUAAAACCAACUUCGGCAUUUCAGAGACUCAGGAGCUGGUGAUAAUUUGA